GGGCUUUUCUUAGAGACGGGCUGACGGCGAUGUUUUCAAAAGCAGCACUGAGAGACGUCACACAGCCGUAGGGUUAAUGUUCAGUUUUUACCCUCCGAUACACACAUUUAUUUUUCUUAAAAUCGUCGAGGUUGUGUCUUCUGCUCGUAGGUGAAUGACGAAGAGGAAGCCAAAGGCGGCCCAUGAUGAAACCUGUGAGCCGUAGCUGCCACGGCUAGUCAUAAGAUGCGCCAUGGCCAAACCGGGAUCGGACCGAGAUGGAGCCAUGGUGGAGAAGACAGCGGGGAAGAAGAGUAAAGAGAAAAUCUCUCCGUUUGCCAAAACCCCGAAGCUGGAUCGGAGUGAAAUCCUGGGGAAAGAGGGAAAGUCUAAGUCUUCCAUGAAACGGAAGCUGUCCUUCACCGUCAGUCCGCCCCGGAACGAGGAGCGGGACUCCGACACGGAUGACUCUGACCCCGGGCAGUCGAGCGAUGUGUGGGGAGAGAGAUUACUUCCUCCCUGCAGGAUAUACGCAGACAAAGAUGUUCCAGAUAAGAAGAAAGUUAAGAAGGAGCCAGGGACUAAGAAGUCGACCCCUGUGAAUAUUUUGUUCGGCUACCCUUUAUCAGAGCGAAAGCAAAUGGCACUGGUCAUGCAGAUGACGGCGAGAGACAACAGUCCAGAUACCACACCGAACCACCCCUCUCAAUCUCCGGCGGUGCAGAAGAAGAUCGCUAGCAGCUCGUCCACACGGCAGAAGGACAAAGUGAACAAACGAAACGAGAGAGGGGAGACUCCCCUGCACAUGGCCGCCAUCCGAGGGGACGUCAAGCAGGUGAAGGAACUCAUCGGCCUCGGCGCAGAUGUGAACGUCAAAGAUUUCGCAGGUUGGACGCCUCUCCAUGAAGCUUGUAACCUUGGUUACUAUGAUGUGGCGAAGGUUCUGAUUGGUGCAGGAGCGGAAGUGAACACGCAAGGAUUGGAUGACGACACUCCGCUUCAUGACGCCUCCAGCAGCGGACACAAAGAUAUUGUGAAGCUGCUCUUGCGUCACGGAGGCAAUGCCUUCCAGGCCAACAAGAGAGGGGAGAGACCCGUUGAUGUUGCUGACUCUCAGGAGCUUGAGCAAUUACUCAAGGGAGAGAUCCCGCUUUCAGAAGCAGAAGAGAGCUCUUCAGAAUCAGAGGACCCACCGUCGGUGAAUCCAUCCAGUGUAGACGAGAACAUGGAGUACUCGGAUGCUGAAAAGGACUCUGACAGUAAAUCGACAACAGUGAAGGCUUCGUCGUCCAUGUCGGGGCUGGAUGAAUACGAGUUCAAGGAUGAGGAAGAGGAGGAGGACCUCAGUAAGGCACUUAACGACCGACACAUCUUAAGGCGAGAGCUACGGCAAAAGGAGAAGGAGGAGAAGGAAAGGAACCACUAUACUUCCAAACAAGGCAGCAAAAGCGACCAGUCAACGGUGGUGUGCAAGUCUAAAAAAACAAAGGCGUCCCGUAUCUACUGCACUUCAGACAGUUCGAGCGACGAAGCCGAGGUGCCGACGGAAAGAAGGAGCUCGCCUACCAGGUCGGUCAGUGUGGAUGGUCACAGAUCGAAGAAAGAAAGCUUGACUCUCACGCCAGUGGAACAGAAAGAAAAAGGAAAACAAAAGAAAAAGAACAAGAGCCAAAGCAAAAACAAGGAGAACCAAGAAGUCCGAGAAGAAGGGAAAGAGAACAGCAAGUCUAUUCUGUUUACUUCGGCGACUGUGUCUGACAAUACUGACAAGGGCGUCAGGGAAGAAGAUUCAUUCAAAAUGUCAUUCAGUGCAAAGGAUGACACGUCGGUCCACCUCUUUCACCUGUCUGUAGUCAAGUCCCCUAAGCUGAACCACAGCCAAACUGACAAGCAGACAACCCCUCUGAAACAGGAGAACGCCAAGACUUGUGUUUCUAUCGGCGAUGGAUCCUGUCCAGGGGACGGCGUCAAAUACAACCACUACACAGAGUCCGACUUCUGCACAGAAGGUUCUAGCAGUAAGAGCUGCAAGCACAAAGAAAAGAGCAAGCAUCACCACAAGGAGCCUAACUUAGAUGGAGAUGAUGGCAGUUCCAGUCCUUUCAAAGACAGUAGUCUAAGCAACAGCAUAGACAGUUCUGAGGCCGUCUUCAGGAAGACCGACAAAGACGGAAAAGUGGUAAAAAAGCACAAGCUGAAACACAAGGAGAAAGAAAAGUACAGGAAGGAGCACGAGGCCGAGAGGAAUCGCCACCGGCAGAAAGAGCCACGCAAGGACGGACAUAGGAACAUGGAGUUUGAUCGGGAGUUUUGGAAGGAGAACUUCUUCAAAAGUGAUGAAAACGAAGAUCUCACAGGCAAAUGUGAGAUGCUCGCUGGCGGAUCUCCUCUGAAAUCCUCAGACUCAUCGCCUGUUAAAGAGGAACGGGGGGCGUCAAAAGACAAACAUUCAAGCAGUAGCAGCAGUAAAGACAGGAGGCCAAAAGAGGAGCGAGAUAAGGACAAGACCAUUAAAAAGGAGAAAAAAGAGGAGCGUGUAAAGGAUGGAAAAGGAGAUGAAGUUGAAGAUCGGACUGAGGGUCUUGGCUCUGGCCGAAUUCCUGACAGCUCACUGCACAGUUUAGGAGUGAAAGAGGAAGAAGAUGAUAAACCAAUUACUGUCAAUUCAGCAGACCAAGAUCAGCUGGAGUCUCCAGAGAAGAUCCCUCGCGAGAAAACUGAUAAGCGGCCACCGACAAAAGACCGGGAGUCUGACAAGAAACAUGCGGAUAAAGACAAGAAAGUAAAAUCUGAACAUUUAGCUGACAAGCCUGAACUUCACAACUCUACAGAUCGAUGGAAAGAAAAGGAGAAAUUAACAAACGUAUCACAUUCACCCAAUGACAAGAGCCAUAAAGAGAGUGAACGGCUCAAAGCAACGUCUUUGGUGAAAAAGCAUGACGAGAACAAGAAGAAUAAGGACAAGCUCGACAAAAGAGCUGAGAAAGAGCACUCUUCUGGUGACCACAAAGAUAAAGCGAGUUCGGAAAAGAAAGGAAAAGCCCCCGAGAAAACCACUGAUCAUGGAAAAUCUGACCGCAGUAAAGAAAAAGACUCUGACAAGAGGAAAAAGGAGAAAUCAAAAGAGACCACCCCCUCUUCCUCAUCCUACUCCAAUCUAAAGUUGUUAUUGGAAGAGAAGAAAGGCUACGUUUGUGAGAACAAUAAGGUCGCUUCGUCUAAAUCGAAAGAAGAGGUGACCAAGCCUCCGGAGAAAGACAGAGAUCGAAGAGAGAGGGACCGGGAGUCUGAAAGGCAUCGAGACCGACACAAGGAAAAGGAAAAAGAUCGAUCCCAGCUGAACAGGGAUGGCAAAAUUGGCAAGACGAAACCAAGUGAAGUGGACUCCAAAUCUAAGGUCGCGCCUACUCUAAAGGAUACUCGUCCCAAAGAAAAGAGGUUGGUGAACGAUGACCUCAUGAAGACCAGCUUUGAACGCAUGCUCAGUCUCAAGGACCAGGAAAUCGAACAGUGGCAUAGGAAGCACUUGGAGAAAAUCAAGCAGAAGGAACGGGAGCGGCUAAAGCAGCGUCCAGGGACUGAUCCUGGGAAACAGAAAAGCAAGGAGAAAACAAAAACGUCCUCUUUGUCCAGUGAGCCUUGUGUAACCAAGGAACUAACUCGGUCGAAGAGCUCGGAAGCGUCAGAUGUGCAUCGCGAGAAGAUCUUGAAAGAUGCCACCAGUGGAAGAACGCUCUCAGUAGAUGCAAAAACCUUGGGAAAGAAUGGUCCAGUGAUGGAAAACAAUCUUAACCGAUCUCCAAGACCAGAGAGUGAAAAAUCUGGCCUCAUGUCAAGAUCAGUGUCCAUGGUUUCCGUGGCAAGUUCAGAAGAUUCCUGUCACGCAACCACAUUGACGCCUAAACCAACUGAAUAUGAUUCUGAUGCGAACAUGGAAGCGUCAGAUUCCCUGCAGUCUUCCCUCGUUUUACAGUCCUCCAGAUCACCUACUCUUCACGAUAAAGAUACCAGCAGUCUUCCCGAAACUGCUCUCUGCAAUCGCACAUCAUUAUCAAGCAGGCAUGCGUCCCCAUGCUUAAGGGCUAUUUUGGAUGAAGAAGCCAAGGCGUCACCAGCUGAAACAAGAUCGACAGAAGAGUCUCAGAUGAUCAGUAUUGUCUCGCACCCAAGCAGCGAACAAGUUGAGAUUAGCAUGUCCCCUGUUCAGGAAACCCAGGGCAGUCAAAGUGCGCUUCCAGAAAGGGAAAGUCUGACUAGUAAUGAAAUUGAAGACGUCACACCUGUUGGUCAAGUUCAACCUUCACCAAACUUGCGAGAGUCUAGCGCAAAAGACCUUGGUAGCCUCAAACAGGCUAACAGUGUGUUUCAGACCCAUUUGCAAGAGAAGAGCAGGUCUUGCAACACUGAGCAUGCAAGUCUUGGUCCGCUCGAUGUCCCUGGUCCCGUAAUGACAGAGGAAUCUUCACAAGCAUCUUCUCACACACAAAAUCCUUCUGAUGCCAGUUCACCUUUGCAUUCAAGUAGCCAGCAAUGGGAAACUGCCCCCGUUUCCAGUAGCGAACAGACAUUGACAGCAGACUCUAGUUUGAGGACCGAGCAAAGAGAGAAACCCAUAGUAGUGGAAAACCUCACCAAAUCAGGUUGGACAAGCACUCCAAGUCCAUCUAUUGGUUCUUGUAGAUCGAUCUCUGAAGAAACAACUAAACCACUGCUGAGAACAACCAGUGUCCAAGAAGAUCCCCAAAAGGGUGAUCCGGUUGUGCAAGACGAAAGUAUCUCAAAGAUCUCCAGUGAGCCAUUGGAUACAGUUGACGCUCAGCCAGAGAAACACGAGCCAGCUUCGAUUACAAAUGUGUCUCGCUGUGUUAGUCCAGAAAGGGUCCCUGAGGAGCCCAUGGAGCUGUCUGAAGAUGUUUCGGACAAGAACCGAAUCACAGAAUUGGAUGGGGUGUCUUCAGAAGAAGGUGCAACGACACAAGCUCUGUCUGAAACAAAGGCUGAUGCAGAGACUUCAGACCAACUUGCUGUCGAGGAGAAGCCUGUGAAAUCUGAUCUUGAAGAACAGGCUCAAAGCAGUGCGACGGUCGAUCCCGAUAAUCAGGCGGAUCCGCACAGUGGGGCGACGUCGGGAAGUUCCUCCCCGAUAUCCAUCACGGAGAGAGAUUGCGAUACAUCUGGGGCCAGAGCCAAAGUCCGACUCCUUGAAGAAGAAGCUGAUAUGCAGGCGACCCAUCCAAGGAAACGAAAGAUGCAUAGGGUUUCACCUCCGGCCCAAAUGAACCUUACGGCUCAGCAGGUCAAAGAAAAGGCGCAACAGUCCUUAGCGGCAAUCGUAGAUGCAUUGAAGCUUGAGGAGAUCCAGCCGUACCAGACGGAGAGAGCAAACCCAUAUUAUGAGUACUUGCACAUUCGCAAGAAGAUUGAGGAGAAGAGGAAAGUACUUUGUAGUGUCAUUCCUCAAGCACCUCAAUACUACGACGAAUAUGUGACGUUUAACGGGUCCUAUUUGCUGGAUGGAAACCCUCUCAGCAAACUCUGUAUCCCAACGAUAACGCCACCUCCGUCUCUACUUGAACCACUGAAGGAGAUGUUCAAACAGCAAGAGGUGGUACGGAUGAAGCUAAGACUGCAGCACAGCAUCGAAAGGGAAAAGCUGAUUGUAUCCAAUGAGCAGGAGGUUUUGAGAGUUCAUUACCGGGCUGCAAGAACACUAGCCAAUCAGACGCUUCCAUUCAGUGCCUGUACAGUCCUAUUGGAUGCCGAAGUAUAUAACAUGCCCCAGGACGUCCAGGGUGAUGAUGGGAAGACCUCUGUUAGAGAUCGGUUCAAUGCAAGGCAGUUUAUGUCUUGGCUUCAGGAUGUAGACGACAAGUUUGACAAGCUGAAGACUUGUCUCUUGAUGCGUCAGCAGCACGAAGCAGCGGCGUUAAACGCGGUUCAGCGGCUGGAGUGGCAGCUAAAACUGCAGGAACUGGAUCCCGCCACUUACAAGUCGACCAGCAUCUUCGAGAUCCCCGAAUUCUACAUCCCUCUCGUAGAGGUCAACGACGACUUCGACCUGACACCGAUAUGACCCGGUGACGAGAGAAGGAGACGACGUAACGUUUCGUAGCGGUCGGACCAUGACAAGUGAUGAUGUCAGGGUGAUAAACACGAAGCACUUGAUUUGGAGGUGUGUGUGUGUGUGUGUGAGCGCGCGCGUGUGUGUUUGUGUGUCACAGACUCUCCAGAUUUCGAAAAAGAAAACGAGCGCUGCACCGGUUCAGUCUGUGUUUGCUGUUCUAGUUCUGGUCAGAUCGGCCGACUUUAGACUGCAGGCCUAUAUACUAAAACGCACUUAACCCUGAGGUCCGCCAUCCAGAACGGUAGGCCGCGGGUCAACGAAGAGUCGGAAAACCAGCGUCCGGAGGGUGAAGACCACCGUCGGGAAGCCAGAGAGAUUUCCGUCCUCUGUUCAGAAAGAGAUCUCAGUCCAACAUGUUUCUACAGUGAGUGUUCAUAGAUUAUGUAUAGAUUGUGCUCCUCAUUUUUUAACUUAUUUUAUACAUACUGAUUGUGCAUUUGUAAAUAGCCAUGUAAUUAUUGUUUUUAACUUGUAAAAAAAAAUGAAAGAAAACCGAGAGGACGGGAAAAAGUUUAAGUAAUAAAUAUUUUGAUUGUAAACUUUGUUUUGUCUAAUGUUUAAUGGACCAAAGUUGUUUUUACAUUGAAGUUCUUCGUUGUUGUUGCUGUUGAUGUUUGCUUAACUCUUUAAGCAUGUGUUUUGAAAUGCUUUUUCUGUUUAGGUUUAUUUUAUUUUUUUUAAUUCCUCUUUUAUCCCUUUGACAUCCAUCAAAGCCGAUGUUUUUUGACUUGUGAUUUCUAUAAUGUGCAUGCUUUCGCAGGUUCGUCCCUUUCUGAAAAGUUGUACCGUGGUGAGGUUUACUGAAGUGGUCCUGGUUCUUUUACGCCAUUCUCGUGUCUGUUAGUAACAUCCACUUCCUGCGUGUCGUCUCUUGUGUCUUGCGCACAUUUAAAAAA
Messenger RNA from Pimephales promelas (fathead minnow), 6999 nucleotides. It is a transcript of the gene ankrd12, whose product is annotated as ankyrin repeat domain 12. Gene Ontology annotation, molecular function: protein binding. NCBI's taxonomy places the organism in Eukaryota, Metazoa, Chordata, Actinopteri, Cypriniformes, Leuciscidae. Gene Ontology annotation, cellular component: nucleoplasm. The record is from RefSeq and is a predicted model, not a curated record.